Molecule: messenger RNA, 2832 nt
Organism: Betta splendens (Siamese fighting fish)
Lineage: Eukaryota; Metazoa; Chordata; Actinopteri; Anabantiformes; Osphronemidae
Gene: wasf2
Product: WASP family member 2
Exons: 9
Coding region: 176-1654 (492 amino acids)
Biological process (GO): actin cytoskeleton organization; positive regulation of Arp2/3 complex-mediated actin nucleation
Cellular component (GO): cytoskeleton
Molecular function (GO): actin binding; Arp2/3 complex binding; protein kinase A regulatory subunit binding
Source: RefSeq, a predicted model, not a curated record
CCAAUCAGAAGUUCACAAUCCCGGGACAUUUGAGUUCUGUGUAGCUCGUCCGCAUACUGUACCGCUCAACAUUUUUAGGCAAUCUUGAGUUAGGACAACUAUUACACAUUAUAGAGGGAGUUUUUAGUUACCAAAUUGACGGGUUGGGCCUACCCACUGCCCACCAGCUUCCAUCAUGCCUCUGGUGACGAGGAAUAUAGAGCCGCGACAUGUGUGUCGCCAAAACAUCCCUAACACCAUUCGAAGUGAGCUGGAAUGUGUCACCAAUAUCAGCCUGGCAAACAUCAUCCGUCAGCUCGGCAGCCUGAGUAAGUUUGCAGAGGAUGUGUUUGGGGAGCUGUUUGUCCAGGCUGGAGAAUUUGCCAUCAGGGUAAAUACACUGGGAGAACGUGUGGAUCGUCUGCAGGUGAAAGUCACCCAACUGGACCCCAAAGAGGAGGAAGUGUCUCUGCAGGCAAUCACAACCCGUAAGGCCUUCCGCAGUAGUGUGACUCAAGACCAGCAGUUGUUCACCAGGCCGUCGCUGCCAAUUCCUGUUCAGGACACCUACAAGACCUGUGAUCCACCUCCACCACUCGACCAGCUCAGCCAGUACCGGGAAGAUGAAAGGGAGGCUCUGAAGUUCUACACUGACCCGUCCUACUUCUUUGAUCUGUGGAAGGAGAAGAUGCUCCAGGACACCAAGGACAUCAUGAAAGAGAAACGCAAGCACAGAAAGGAGAAGAAGGACAACGUGAAUCCACGGACGCUCAAUCCUCGAAAGAUCAAGACCAGGAAGGAGGAAUGGGAACGCCGCAAGAUGGGGGAGGAGUUUGUGGUGCCAAAGAAUGAACUGAGUUCUGCAGAGGGUAUAAAUGGCAGUAUUCUAUCUGGUGACAUCAACGGUGAUCCCCUCGAGCUGAGCACAAACUCCUACUCCUACGAUCCCAGCUCCCCUCUGCCUGCCUCCGGCCAGGAUGACUUUCUGCCUCCUCCACCUCCAGAUGUGGUGUAUAACGGGGGACAACUUGGAACACCGAACCAAAAGCGAGCCAGCGUACUUAGUCCAGCUCACCCACCUCCUGCUCCCCCCAUCGCUUCACCCCUGCCCAACUCCCGCCCCAACCUCUCCCCUCCCCCCGCACCUCCUCCACCUCCCCCAGCACCUGGAUUUGGGAUUCCCCCACCUCCACCUGGCUUCGAAACCCCACCUCCCCCUCCUCCUCUCUCCUCCUCUCCCACUGCCUAUCCCUCCCCACCUGCUCCCCCUCCUCCACCAACUACGUCUAAUAUUUGCCCUCCACCGCCACCGCCUAUGCCUGCAGGUGGUGGUCCACCACCUCCUCCACCUCCACCACCUCCCCCUGGUCCUCCUCCUCCAUCCUUUAAUAGCUCCGCUCCUCCUCCUCCUCCUCCCUCUGGUGGUGGAGCGGCUCCCAGUUCUGCUCCCAAACCUCAGCCAGCACCAGAACCAGCGGGUGAUGCUCGCAGUGACCUGCUGCAAGCCAUCCGUCAAGGCUUCAACCUGCGGAAGGUGGAGGCACAACGGGAGCAGGAGAAGAGGGACACCUCUGGCAACGACGUUGCCGCCAUCCUGUCCCGUCGUAUCGCCGUAGAGUGCAGCGACAGCGAGGACGACUCUUCAGAGUUUGACGAUGACGAGUGGUCCGAAUGAUCAUCAUCCCCUUUCACCUCGACUCCCAGCCUCGUAUCUUUCCUUAGGCUUAAACUGCGUCACAGUAUUUUCAUGUGUAGCUGGAGAUGUGUAUCUGUGUGUAAGACAGAAUUUUUGCGUUACUAAUCACAUUCCUUGACCUCUAUGUGUGUAUUUAUCCAAAAAGACUCAGACCAGAUGUUCUUUAGUCCCAGUGAUGAGACUAUAUGUUCCUGGCUGUGUCCCAGUGUGCCCGUCCUUCCACUGGAUUGAUUGAGUUUUCUGUUUUUGAUGUGAGUGUCGCACGGUGUGUGCGGCACGUCUCUGCCGUGUGUGUGCGUCAACAGAUCACCUUGUUAGUGGCUGAUAGAAUCAGAGGCCUUUCACUGCAGGCCAUGUUGCCUGAUUUUGUCUGUUUGUAUUUUAGCAAUGGAUAAUUUAGAGGGAACAAACGCUCACUUACAAGCAACCUUAUUUCAUUCUUUGUGUUUGUAUGUACUUAGUCGAAAGACACAAGGCAUCAGUGCCAAAAUAUUUCCUCAUUUAUAGAUUAUACUAUUGAUAAUUUUAUAUUACGUGUGAGAUCAUAUUAACUAAUGAGAAUCAUUGCGGUCCCUUUACAUAUUUUUAAAGCAGUUUUCCACACUUUUCUCUCACUUUUUUCUGUGGUUGUCAUGGGAACAGUUUGACUUGUGAAUGAGACAUAGUUGUAAACAAAUUUAUGGAUCAAAUAUUCAGCGUGACGGGGGAGUAUCGGCUCAUGGCGGACACCUGCUGUGUUUGAGGAAAUCACAAUAUGCAGGCAUUCAGCACAACUAUCAUGAUUCACUUUGAACUGUAGUGUGGCUCUGCUCUGCUUUUUGUUCUUUCCUUUUCUGGGGAUGAAUUGGGCUCUGACACUUUCUUCACUGGGCUUUUUGUAGAAUAGGAUAUUUCCUUAUCAUACAGCCUGAUAAGUGCCUUCACAUUGGUGCCAGUGCAGUUUUGUUUUGUUUACAACUGAUCAAAAAUAUUAACAGCUGCUGUUGAUGAGUCAUUGUCAGAGCUUGCUAUUCUUCAGUGGACCACAUUCAAGUGCCUUUAUUUCAGGUCUGCCUUGUAUUGAAGUACAAUCACACAGCAUGUUUAGCCAAAGAUCUGCUUCUCCUGCCUUAAAUUCCCAAAUGAUUAUAGAUAAUUCAAUAAAGAGUGCAAUUACA